Messenger RNA from Uloborus diversus, 2887 nucleotides. RefSeq names its product solute carrier organic anion transporter family member 74D-like. Gene Ontology annotation, cellular component: membrane. The record is from RefSeq and is a predicted model, not a curated record. Gene Ontology annotation, molecular function: protein binding. NCBI's taxonomy places the organism in Eukaryota, Metazoa, Arthropoda, Arachnida, Araneae, Uloboridae. Gene Ontology annotation, biological process: transmembrane transport; sodium-independent organic anion transport.
GUUUUCAAUUUUCAUUUUGUGAAAUAUUUACGAACUUCAUGCGAGGUAAACCUCGGAGAAAUAUCUUCACACAGUUCGUGUACCAAAGUAAGUGGUUUUGACUAUUUUGUGCGACAAAUAAAGGCUUCAAGAUGUCUGCGAAAGUACCGAAUAUGAAAAAGAAUUCUUUAAAAAUUGACUUUCAGCCAGUCUCCACACAAGACCCAUUUGCUGCUGACAAUGAUGCUGCAGAUUUGGACACUAUGUGCGGAAUUGGAUCAUUUCAUCCUAAAAUUUUACAAAAACUGAACACUCCCAAAAUCUUUCUUGUGAACCACAGUAUACUUGGGGUCCUUCAAGGAGCUUUCUUCACUUACCUGGUUGGAUGUUUGUCAACUUUAGAAAAGAGAUAUGCUUACGAAAGCAAAGUUACUGGAAUCAUAAUGAUAGCAGACGAAAUAAGUCCUAUACUAUUUGGGUUGUUUCUUGGCUACUUUGGUGGAAAAUCCCAUCGUCCUCGUCUUGUCGCCAUUGGAAUGGUUGUUGCUGUUUUAAGUUGCUUCAUAAUGUCCCUUCCUUACUUUAUAUAUGGACCGGUUUUGCAUCAGAGCAUUGAAGCUGCAAGAUUUGCAGCAAACAGGACUAAGGAAGAGUUUUGCAAUUUCCAGGAGAAGGAUUAUUUUUGCGAGAAGUCCCCGACGUUCACUGCCGUUUCGCUUUUGUUUUUUGGAAAUUUUCUGAAAGGGUUUGGAUCGUUGGCUUUCUAUACGAUCGGUACUUCUUAUUUAGAUGAUAGUGUUAAAAAGAAGAAUUCUCCUGUUUAUUUCGGUACAUUAUUUGCCCUCAGACUGCUCGGUCCAACUGUUGGAUUCCUAUUGUCUUCAUUAUGUCUUCAAUUUUACGAAGAUCCGUUUUAUGAUCCAGGAUUUGGAACGAAGGAUCCAAGAUGGGUAGGAGCGUGGUGGCUCGGCUUUAUAAUUUUGGGUGUAGCGAUAUUUAUUUUUUCGGUGCCUAUGAUCUUAUUUCCCAAACGCUUCCCCGGAAAGAAGUUGCCAUCAAGUCUUCAAAAAAAGAAAGAAGAAGCCCCUAAGUCCCCAAUUGAACAAUUAAAAGAUAUGGGGAAAGCAAUGAAAAGGUUGGGCAAGAAUCCAAUUUUGAUUUGCCAUUACCUUGGAGGCGUCUUGAGAUUAAAUGGAGUCGUGGGGUACUAUGUUUUGCUUCCGAAAUACAUGGAAAUGCAAUUUCGCCAAUCCGCCUCAAAAGCUAGUCUUUAUUCAGGUCCUGCGAGUAUUAUCGGUAUGCAACUGGGCAUACUUUUCGGGGGCAUAGCGAUCCGAAAGUUUCGACCUAGACCAAGGGUAAUGACCGGAGGAAUAGUAAUAGCUGAAUCUUUUAGCGUCAUUGCUCUCAUAAGCUGCAUGGUCAUUACUUGCCCCGUUUAUCAGUUGACUGGAACCAGCUCUGUAUCAAAUCCACUAUUUAAUCUGGAAAAUACAUGCAAUAGUGAUUGUUUAUGUACAACAAAAGUUUAUACCCCUGUUUGCGGACCUGAUGGUAAAUCUACAUAUUUCUCACCAUGCUAUGCAGGUUGUACGGGAUAUAAUAAGACACAAGGAAAAGACUAUUUUACUAAUUGCAAAUGUGUGCACGAUGGAGCAGGAGAGAUAAUUAUCGAAGACGCCAAGAAAGGCUACUGCGAUUUUGAGUGCCAAUGGUUAAUUACAUUUGUUGUGAUUCUGAGCCUUGGGAAACUGCUUUCGUCAACAGCUAGAGUUGCAAAUGCUUUAGUUACGCUGCGGUGUGUUGAUCCAGAAGAUAAAAGUAUUGCCCUAGGGGCACUGUCUGGAGUAUUUUCUCUUUUAGCUUUUAUACCUUACCCACUGAUAUACGGAGCUCUCACUGAUGCAAGCUGUUUGGUGUAGGAGAGCUGUGGUAAAACAGGAAACUGCUGGAUCUAUGAUACAGAUAAAUUCCGUUUCCUUUUGCAUGGAGUGUCUGCAGGCUUCGUAUUCCUGGGUUGCAUAACUGAUAUACUUGUGUGCAUUCUGAGUCCGAGGUUGAGAGACUUGUAUGAGGAAGACGAAGAUGAAAAUGAAAAACCAGAAAAACCAAUUGAUGAGACAGAAAUAAUGAGCAAUGGUGGAUUCAUGGGUGUAGUCAAAACUGGAGUCGAUUACGGUAGUCUGAACUCCUUAAACGGCAAUGAAAAAACAUCAGAUCCUUUAUAAAGAUUGUAUAAGACAAAUCAUUUUCGGUUUAAGCGGGAAAAAGAACUGCAGAGUAAGUGUAUUUAUUUUGGAAAAAAUGUAACUGAUCAAUGGGCAUUAAAUGCAUUUUUUGUGAUGUGAUAAACAGGAAGUAUUACAGUGUUUUUUGUGCUAUAUAAAGCUGUACAUUUCGUAUUGUCUUACCUAUCUCCCGGGUGAAAAUUAAGAAAAAUUCCCGGAGGUUGUUAAGAUUCAUAAACGUCGAAAUAGAUCCGAAUUCAUCAUAAGAAUGAAUAGCGAAAUGAAAAAUAACUAUCAGUGUAUCAUUUAAUUUUAUCAUUUCAUUUUCUCUUGAACAUAGAGAAAUAUUACAGCCUUUGGCUAUUCAAAGAUGUAUAAUGCACUUAAUUCAAUGGGAUUAUUAUUACUGUUUCUUCUUAAAAAAAUCGUGACCCGAUAAAAGGAGUUUGGAAGCUUCGCAGUGCAGCUUGAUUGCUAAAUUCCCAUACUGCACCAUUUUACUGUCAUUGCAGAAAGCAUACAAAAGCAAUUGGUUGAAUGCAAUAGUGAGCGUUACAUGUAAUUUUUCUGCCAUUAACAGAUGAAAUUAUCUUUGUUCGUCUGUUCAAAUUUAAUGCUCUAAAUGUGGGAAUGCAGCGAUAAAAAGGAAAAAAAAAAAAAAAAAAACUAAACAAACAAAA